CUUCACUCCUCUGCCGCAGCGUCAGGUGGCUUGAUAUCGCGUUCCUCUCUCGUUUAUUCGCUUUUAUUCGUUUUAUCACCACUGUCGUCUUCCACGCACAUUCGCAGCGCCACCCGUCGAUUUACGUGCCAUUUGUUUUGAAUUUUCCGAGUGAAUUCGACGCGCCCGAAAAAGUCUCAUCGCAUGCCAAAAAGCGGUUCCGAAUAUCGUUAACAAGUGUGUGGGUCGGGUUGUUUAGUUUGUUGAAACAUAAACACAACGCUCGACUGUUUAUCGUGCAUUUAAAGUUUCCCGAAAACGGAAAAUUGUGUGCUUUCCAGUUGUGCCAAAAAAUAGGAGGGGGAAAAGUUCCGUUGCUUGACCAAGUGCAUCUAUACGAAAAAUAUAGAUAUUCAAGUUAAUAAAUAAAACUCCCACUUCACCACACUGAAUGUCCGAGAAUAAAGGCAUCAUGCUGGCCAAAUCUGUUCAAAAACACGCUGGACGUGCCAAGGAGAAGAUUCUACAAAACUUGGGCAAAGUGGAUCGCACCGCAGAUGAAAUUUUCGACGAUCACCUAAACAACUUUAACCGCCAACAGGCGAGUGCCAGCAAAUUACAAAAGGAGUUCAAUAACUAUAUAAGAUGUGUUCGUGCCGUACAAACCGCCUCCAAAACGCUGAUGGAUGCCGUUGGCGAGAUCUACGAGCCACAGUGGAGCGGAUACGAUGCCCUGCAAGCACAAACUGGCGCCUCGGAGAGUUUGUGGGCGGACUUUGCGCACAAAUUGGGCGAUCAAGUGCUCAUACCGCUCAACACAUACACCGGACAGUUCCCCGAAAUGAAGAAAAAAGUGGAGAAGCGCAACCGCAAGCUGAUCGACUACGAUGGCCAGCGUCACUCGUUCCAGAAUCUGCAGGCCAAUGCCAACAAGCGCAAAGAUGAUGUCAAACUAACCAAAGGACGCGAACAGCUAGAGGAAGCCAGACGCACCUACGAAAUCCUGAACACGGAACUGCACGACGAGCUGCCUGCCUUAUAUGACUCAAGGAUACUGUUUCUAGUCACCAACUUGCAGACGCUAUUCGCCACUGAACAAGUGUUUCACAACGAAACGGCUAAGAUCUAUUCGGAGCUGGAGGCAAUCGUCGACAAAUUGGCCACAGAAUCGCAGCGCGGCUCCAAUACGCUACGCAAGCAAACGAGCAAUCCCAUCAAGACAUCGAGUCCAGUGCAGUCGCCAGUGAACAAAUUAAAUAACGCCAAUAUUAACAGCAACUAUCAGAAUCAGAUAACCACAAACGGUGGCUCCAGUUUGGCAAACAGCCCGACAUCCACCAGCUCGUCGCUGCAAGAGCCGAGAUUUGAUUCAGUUUCUUCAACACCAGAACCGCCCCCGGAUUCCCCAGUAGCAGCCGCGCCCAGCAGUAGUCCCACGGAGAACGGUGUGACCGCCGCCGUCGCCAAGCCACUGGAGCGACCCGAGUUGAGUGGCCUGAGUGCGAGUGGUAAGGCAACCACAACCACGCAGACAUCGCCCACGGAGGAGGAGGUGGUCGUGGUGGCGGUGGCCAGUGAUGUGAAGCCAUCUGAACCUGAAGGAGCAGUAGCAGGCGCAUCAGCAGCAACAGCAGCAACAGUAGCAGUAGCAACACCUGCCCAAGUCAAUGGCAACAACAACGAGCCGCAUGUCACCAAGGAGGGUGGCAAACAGCCCAAGGAACUCCCGAACACCACAUCCAAUGCCGAAGCUGCUGCCGAGGCGGCGGCCAACAAUGGCAACUCCAUCGAGGAGCACAAGCAGAAGAAACUAGGUAAUGACACAACAGCAACAGCAACAGUAGCAACUGCAACAGUCACCCAGCACUUAGUUACAUCAACAGAUACAGAUAUAGUAACAAAAUCAGAUACAGAUACAGCUACAGGUACAGAUACAGAUACAGAUACUAAGAGCAGCACAGGCACAAGUCAGAAAGGUAGACCAGUACCAGUAGUAAAUAGGCACAGCGUAAAUAAUCCUAACAAGAAUCCGUUCGAGGAUGACGACGAUCGUAUCUACGAGGUGCCCGCUGAUGCCAACACCGCUGACCUGCCGGCCGGCGUUCUUUACCGGGUGAAGGCCACCUAUGGCUACGUCAAGGAGGAUGUGGACGAGCUGAGCUUCGAGAUAGGCGACCUCAUUCGCGUCAUUGAGUACGACGAUCCCGAGGAUCAGGAGGAGGGCUGGCUGAUGGGUCAGAAGGAGGGCACCACCGAGAAGGGACUCUUCCCCGCCAACUUCACGCGCCCCAUCUGAAGCGGCGGAUGGCGGAGCAACUGGGCCAGCAACUAACCAUCGGCAACUUCAGUUACACCACCAACAGUUUCAGAACGAAGAUCCCAACACCCCAAACUUUCGGCCAAAUUAGCUUUGUGAGCGCUGCUUUUGUUUUUGUCCAGUUAAUAAAUUCUUGUUUUGUGAAUUGUCGUCGGGAAUUGGCAAUCCCACUUAGGGAUUGCUCGAGCAGUGCUUCCAACACACAAAUUGUUAAUGUUAAUGCUAAUGUUAACGAGAACGAGAACGAGAACCACACAACAACACAAAGAAGAACGCAGAUGAGGAGCGAGAGAGAAUAUUUUGAAAAUGUUUCAAACAUUAUUUUUUAGUUCUAAGUUUCAACAAAAUCUAAAGCAUAAACCUACGUAUACAUAUAUUAUUUGUUAAUCCUAUUACUGUGCUCAUAAUCGAUGCGUAUCUAAACGUGUCUAAUUUGUAAUUUGUUAAAGGCAAACCACAAAUGUAACGCAUAUCACUCGAAGGCCAGUCUAAUUGUUAAACAAAUCAAAAGUCGGAGGAGAGAGCCUGAACCUUUUGUACUUUGUGUAUUUUGCAAGUAUGUAGUACGAGUUUUUAAUAGUCAAUUGAGUGUAUUUUUGGGGUCGUUGCAAAAAAAGGCCAGAUGAAAUUCUUCUGUGGCCCCCGAAGUUUUGGAAAUUGUUUUUCAAGUAACAACUUUAACGUUUAGCGAUUACGUGUAUAUUAAUUUGUACUUUGGUUUUUAAUUUUCGUCUGAGAGACUCGAACUAGCUGCAGCUUUAUAACACGAACACAAUCCAAUAGUCACUAACCGAUCGAUUCGAUAUCUUUGUUUUAUUUAACUCGGUUGUAAAUCACACGAGAUCCGAAAUAAUUGUUUAAAUUGUGCACACACUGUAAAGUUAUUAUUUAAAUUUUAUUUAAUUAAUUUAAACACUUAUUUAUCGCAUGAACAUAUUGAACAAAUGAUAAUAAUUUACAGAAAAGCAAAUAAAACAUAGAUUAAAUAA
Drosophila elegans is the source of this 3285-nucleotide messenger RNA. It is a transcript of the gene Amph, whose product is annotated as myc box-dependent-interacting protein 1. The transcript is spliced from 10 exons. The record is from RefSeq and is a predicted model, not a curated record. Gene Ontology annotation, molecular function: protein binding; phospholipid binding. NCBI's taxonomy places the organism in Eukaryota, Metazoa, Arthropoda, Insecta, Diptera, Drosophilidae. Bases 431 to 2275 code for a protein of 614 amino acids. Gene Ontology annotation, cellular component: plasma membrane; cytoplasm.